Messenger RNA from Astyanax mexicanus (Mexican tetra), 1430 nucleotides. RefSeq names its product meiotic nuclear divisions 1 homolog (S. cerevisiae) (gene mnd1). The record is from RefSeq and is a predicted model, not a curated record. Bases 152 to 769 code for a protein of 205 amino acids. The transcript has 8 exons. Gene Ontology annotation, molecular function: double-stranded DNA binding. Gene Ontology annotation, biological process: reciprocal meiotic recombination. Gene Ontology annotation, cellular component: nucleus. Lineage: Eukaryota; Metazoa; Chordata; Actinopteri; Characiformes; Acestrorhamphidae.
UACAGUCUAUGGUGUCCUGUGAACCUGAUUCGGUUCGAAUGAUUCUAAGAAAAGAACCGAUUCCGGUAUAGGAAUGAAGGCAGUUGGCGGGAAAUGUGGAGCAGGUUGAGAACUGAAUCAGAGGAGCUUCAGUCAGAGGAGUGAUUUAAAAAUGUCGAAGAAGAAAGGACUCAGUUUGGAAGAGAAGAGGUCUCGUAUGAUGGAGAUAUUUUUUGAAACAAAGGAUGUUUUUCAACUGAAGGACAUUGAAAAAAUUGCUCCCAAAUCCAAAGGAAUCACCCCGAUGUCAGUGAAGGAGGUGCUGCAGAGUCUGGUGGAUGAUAACAUGGUGGAUUCGGAGAGAGUGGGCACCUCUAACUAUUACUGGGCCUUUCCCAGCAAAGCGCUGCACGCUCGCAAGCACAGACUGGAGGACCUGGAGAAGCAGAAUGAAGAAUCAAAACAACGGAAGACAGCUCUUCAACAGGCUGUGGAGAAAGCCAAAAAUGGACGACAAGAUACCAAAGAGAGAGCUACUCUUCAGAAGGAGCUUCAGUCUCUGAAAGAGCAGAGAGAGUCGCUGAGAGCCGAGGUGGAGAAAUAUAAAGAGUGUGAUCCGGAAGUGGUGGAGGAGAUGAGGAAGGAGAACAUUACUGCAAAGGAAGCUGUAUCCAGAUGGACCGAUAACGUGUUUUCCAUCAAGUCCUGGGCGAAGAAGAAGUUCAGCUUUGAGGACAGUCGACUGGAUAAAGCGUUUGGGAUUCCUGAGGACUUUGAUUACCUGGACUGACUGAUUGUUCACGUUUCCUAACUGUAGAUACACAUCUGGGUUCAGCAAUGGUUGUAGAGUGUUUUAUGCUGAUCUGAGGCCAGUUUACUCCACACCCUGCCGCACAUGUGUUCAUGCAGUCAGGGUGUGUUUGGUGUUUGAAGUCUGAAGGGUUUCUAUAGUUUUGCAAUGGAGCUGUGAGCCUGGUGUUGCUAGCAAACAAUGGGAGUGUGUACACCACCAGAGAGCAUCAUCAUUAGGAGUAACCUAACAGAACUGUGUGGAUUCUGAAUUGAUGCAGCUUUAUUGUGAAUGAUAAAAGGCGAUGGUGAGAGAGGAAAUGGACGACAGUGGUGAAUAAGGGUUUCACUGACAAUGUUUGGCCCGAUGUUCCAAUAAUAGUAGAAGGUUUGUGUUCCGACUCUUUGCUUACAUUUCUAAUGACAAACCAAGUAUUAAAUAGCUUUUGUUUAAAUGUUCCAACACCAGAAAGGGGUUAAUUUCACAGUGUAUAAGAUAAAUCCUCAUUUAAAGAAAGACUGCAUUAACCUCAAAACUUCAUAAAAAAAUAAUAAGAAUUUGCUGCAUUGUUGCAUCGUUGCUGCAUUCUGUUUUGCUAAUAUCCACAUAGUUUUUGACGCUCUAAUCUCAUUUAUAGUAAAUAAAUAUGUUCAGAACUGUA